AUGGAUCUCUCAAACUGGGCAUUGCCCCAGCUAUCGAAGCUUGUUCCUCUAGACGAUGAGUCACUGAAGCAACUAAUAUCCUAUACUGAGUCACUAUCGCCCAAAGAAGCAGCGGACCAUCUGCAGAACUUCUUAGGCGAUAGCCCGCAAGCACUUGAGUUUAUCUCUUCGUUUAACAACCGGAGAAAGGCGAAACCUUCCAGCGGCUCUGGCCAGGCCCAAGUGUCAAAUGGCAUGUCAGAAGUACCCAGGGCGAAGCCAAAGAAGAAGAAACCCGGUUUGAACAAACUUCCGCCACCACGACAAGUAGAGGACCAUGGCAACGUAUCUGGUGCAUAUCUCAAAAAAGAUGAACAAGAUUACAUGGCGGGUAGCUCAAAGCCCAAGGCUGCUAAAUUCGGCUUACAAGAACAACCUGAUGGGUUGCAAUUACCAACCUUCACUACGUCAUCGGGGACAUCAACCCCCAAAUCCCGUGGUGUCUCGCCUGCUCCGCAACCAGCGAAGAAACUUCCAGGCCAACUCAUUUCCGAUACGAAACCAAAGGCAAAGGCAAAGGUCAAUGUUACCGGUGGCACGCCUAUGCAUGGUGCCUCGACGGCACUCAAUGAUCUGGAGUCAGCAAUCAGAGCGCUCGAGAUCCAGACGAACCCUACUCUUGCCCCACAAGAUAACAGCAAGCGGAAAUGCAAUUGCAUGGCUACCAGGCAUCCUUUGCUCGAAGCUGCGCCAAACUGCUUGAAUUGCGGAAAGAUCAUCUGCGUAAAGGAAGGCAUCGGCCCAUGCACUUUCUGCAACUCAGCUUUAUUCAGUGCACAAGACAUCCAAUCCAUGGUGCGCGUUCUCCGCGAAGAGCGCGGAAAAGAGAAGAUGGCCGCCAACAACGCGGGCCAGAAGCGUGCCGAUGUCUCGCUCGCACCACGCCCGUUCUCAACACCCCGCACAGGAACACCCGCAUCUUCCAAUCCCGCCUCGGACGUCGAGUCUGAGAACGAGAAGCUCGCAAAAGCAAAACAGCACAGAGACAAGCUGCUCGCCUUCCAAGCCCAAAACGCCAAACGAACACAAGUCCACGACGAAGCCGCCGACUUCGAAACCACAACAGCCGGCCUCAGCAUGUGGGCCAGCCCGCAAGAACGCGCCAUGCAGCUCAAGCGCCAGCAAAAAGCCCUGCGCGAGCAAGACUGGAAUGCGCGCCCAGAGUACGAGAAGCGCAAAGUAGUCGCCAGCAUCGAUCUCUCCGGCAAGAAGCUUGUCAAGCGCAUGGCUGCUACCGAGAGGCCGGCUACACCGGAGAGCGAAGAUGAGCCACCCGAACCUACUCAACGGCCCCGAGAUGGGAAUACGCUAUCGAGUGGGAGCGGGGCGUUCAGCAAGAAUCCGCUGUUGGGUGGGCUGAUUAGGCCGACUAUUAAGGUCCAGGAAAGUAAAGGCAAGGAGAAUGCGGGUGAAGGUGGGAGGAAGCAGACGUGGCGUCGCGUGCAGGAUGAUAACGAUGAUAAUGAGCAGUGGAUCUUGGAUGGAGGCGUUUAUGGUUCGAGAGCGGAUAACGUGAGCUUGGAGAUGGAUGGGCUGAGAUGA
This is a messenger RNA of Alternaria novae-zelandiae, 1581 nucleotides long. RefSeq lists its product as uncharacterized. Gene Ontology annotation, cellular component: nucleus. Bases 1 to 1581 code for a protein of 526 amino acids. The record is from RefSeq and is a predicted model, not a curated record. Gene Ontology annotation, biological process: regulation of DNA-templated transcription. Gene Ontology annotation, molecular function: zinc ion binding. Lineage: Eukaryota; Fungi; Ascomycota; Dothideomycetes; Pleosporales; Pleosporaceae. The transcript has a single exon.